CAAUCUCGUGCAGUCAUCUUCGUGGUCCUCGCUUAGUCGGUGCCCAGAACAUUGCUCGCAUUCACCACGCCCUCAGCUAAAUACCCAGAACACAUAAACACACACCUACAUAACACAGGUUCCUUCUCCCCCUGCAGCACCUCACCUAAGACACACACAAACCCAACUCAGAACAAAUACAAAUCUUUCGAGAAUUGAGAGGCGAGCGAAAACGAGACAAAAAAAUAUCGAAGCAGUGAGAAUAAGGUUUUCCCAAUCCCGAAGAAGGAUCACAGGCCUCUCUCGCACCACCAUGAAGAGCCACAACUCCCCAUCCUGCCUCCUGCUGCUCUUCUUCGUCUCUGUCAGCCUUCUCCCCUGCCUCGCCAUCAGUAGACAGGACACCUACAGGCAGUACGCAGACAUGCCCACGGCGCAGGAGGAGGGGGAGAGGGAGUCUGGGCGAGACGGGACGCAUUACGGGAGUGGUUUCGGGCCGCAGGAAGUGCAGCCCGUCGCCAGGUGCCGCCAUAACUACCACAAGAGGACCGAAGCGGCGAUCAACAGGCAAAUCAACUUGUUCCUCCACGUCGGUUAUGUGUACAGCAGCAUGGCUCACCACUUCGGCAGCUGCGACGUGUCUCUUCCAGGGUUCGAGAAGUUUUUCCAGCAGAUGGCGGAUGAUCAGCAGGUGCGGGCCGGAACACUGUCGAAGUACCAGAGCAUGCGUGGCGGUGUCGUGACCAUGAUGCCUGUGUCCGCCCCCGCUACGACCAACUGGGGCACGGGACUCGAGGCCAUGCAGAAGGCGCUGGAUCUGGAGAAGUCCGUGAACCAGGCAUUGCUGGAGCUCCACCUGGUGGCUCAGCAGCACGAGGACACCCACGCAUCCACCUUCGUCCAGACCAGCUUCCUCAACACGCAGGUAGAGAAGAUCUUCACUCUGAGUCAGUACGUCACGAGCCUGGAGCGGGUCGGCCCGGGGCUCGGCGAGUACCUCUUCGACAAGCUGCCUCAAAACUAAGCUCCUGUAGGGUCAUGCAAGCCUUCCAUUCUCCCCAGCUGGACCCCCAAACUUAACUGUGAUCUGGACUCGCUACCCACAAACUUAAGUGUUGCAAGCUUCACAUGGAGUAUUGCAAGCUUUGAAGGGAGUACUGCAAGCUUCAAAAGGAGUAUUGUAAGAUUCUAAUGGUGUUGUAAUCUUCAGGAGUAUUGCAAGCUUCAAAUGAAAUGUUAGAAGCGGAGAGUCAUUACAGGAAACAACCAUAGGCAUUCGUCACCGCCCCGCCCCGCCCCGCCCCGCUCCGCCCCGCCCCGCCCCAUCCCGUCCCACCCUGCCUCGCCGUGCCUCACCUGCCACUUCACCACUCCUCGCCCCCAGCAGUCCUGAUCCACCUAAUGUAUUCCAGCGCACUCCAUCCUGUUCGCCACGCCCUGGAUAAGCCUGCCAUGCUUUCAGGUUUCUCCAUAAGUCGUAUCGCCACAUCAGCGCCGCAACCCAGCUGACACACACAUACACAGAAUCCUACUCAAGCUCUACACCAUGUAACUAGAUAAAUACUACUAACUAAUUUAGAAUACAGCCUUUAUUUUUUUUUCAUUGUAUAAUACUUAGCUUAUCAACCCUCACACACACACACACACACACACACACACACACACACACACACGUACACACAAUAGCAGCCUCCAGUCGCUCUAAACACCGUCAUCCAUCUCGUCUCCUUCCGCUUCAAGCUUCAAAAUAAAAAUGUAUCGAUGUGUCUCGCGAGUGUGUGUGUGUGUGUGUGUGUGUGUGUGUGUGUGUGUGUGUGUGUGUGUGUGUGUGUGUGUGUGUGUCCCCGUUACCCUGAAUACAUUAUUACGUUUUUGAGAAGAUGACAGAGUUUAUUUAAUAUAUUUCUACCAAUAUUUGGAGGUAUUUUCUUCAAUUAAAUAAUAUAAAA
Portunus trituberculatus (swimming crab) is the source of this 1928-nucleotide messenger RNA. Its product is annotated as soma ferritin-like. Gene Ontology annotation, molecular function: ferric iron binding; ferrous iron binding. Gene Ontology annotation, cellular component: cytoplasm. Gene Ontology annotation, biological process: intracellular iron ion homeostasis; iron ion transport. Lineage: Eukaryota; Metazoa; Arthropoda; Malacostraca; Decapoda; Portunidae. The transcript is spliced from 5 exons. The record is from RefSeq and is a predicted model, not a curated record. The coding region runs from base 293 to 1003 and encodes 236 amino acids.